Molecule: messenger RNA, 1067 nt
Organism: Aedes aegypti (yellow fever mosquito)
Lineage: Eukaryota; Metazoa; Arthropoda; Insecta; Diptera; Culicidae
Gene: Coq3
Product: ubiquinone biosynthesis O-methyltransferase, mitochondrial
Exons: 2
Coding region: 142-1023 (293 amino acids)
Biological process (GO): ubiquinone biosynthetic process
Molecular function (GO): 2-methoxy-6-polyprenyl-1,4-benzoquinol methyltransferase activity
Source: RefSeq, a predicted model, not a curated record
AAUGAACCGUUUCGAUUUUGUAAAUAUUUUUGUUGUCGUUUAUAUAAAACUUUGACAAAAAUCUGCUGCGGCUUUGCACCAAAAUUAGUAUUCUAGCUUUCUUUAGUAAAAUUAUUAAUCUAACUCAAGAAAUUUAUACCAAUGUUCAACUCAGGAUUAUCGCUAAGAUUUACUAAAAUGUUGGUACUUAAACCACAUCGCAUUUUUACCGUGACGUUGUCGCCAAAGAGAUAUCUGUCUCAGGAAACAACGGCUCAUAUAAAUCCCCCAAAUGUUGACCAACGAGAAGUGGACACGCUUGCCAAAAUGGCCGAAGAAUGGUGGAAUCCGACGGGGCCACUCAAAGGACUGCACUCGAUGAAUUCCCUUCGGGUUCCACUGAUUCGCGAUGGUCUCAUUGCCACAAAUGUGAUUCCACAGGAGCAAAUUCAAUCGCCACAGGUACUCAAGGGAGUUAAUAUCCUGGAGGUUGGCUGUGGAGGUGGAAUCCUUACGGAGGCCCUUGCCAGGAUUCAUGCCAACGUCGUGGGAAUCGAUCCCGGCGAAAAGUUGAUCAAUGUAGCGAGAGAACAUAAGGAACGUGAUCAGAAAAUUUCCCCAAGAAUUCAGUAUCUGGUGGAAACUGUUGAAGAACACGCCCAGAAGAACGUUGAAAGGUACGAUGCGGUCAUAGCCUCGGAAGUUCUGGAACACGUCAACGAUAAACCUGCCUUUUUGGAGCAUUGCAUAAUGGCGCUCAGACCGGGUGGAUCGAUUUUUAUUACGACGCUCAAUCAGACAACCGCUUCGUGGGUGGGAGGAAUAGUGGCAGCGGAGUACAUUUUGAAGCUGGUCCCGGAGAAUACGCACGAUUGGGACAAGUUUAUCGCGCCUUUGGAUCUUGAACGUAUCUUGAAAUCAUUCAACUGCACAACGGUACUGGUUCAUGGAAUGUCGUAUGAGUUUUGGAGGAACAGCUGGACCUGGUGCAAGAGAAUGGACAUAAAUUAUGCCUUGCAGGCGGUGAAGCUAGUCGAUAAUUGAAGCAUUAUUAGAAUAAAGAAGCUGCUUGGUAGUGCUUAAAUUUA